Messenger RNA from Pimephales promelas (fathead minnow), 1333 nucleotides. RefSeq names its product odorant receptor, family 6, subfamily AT, member 1 (gene or6at1). Gene Ontology annotation, molecular function: olfactory receptor activity; G protein-coupled receptor activity. Gene Ontology annotation, biological process: G protein-coupled receptor signaling pathway. The record is from RefSeq and is a predicted model, not a curated record. Gene Ontology annotation, cellular component: membrane. Lineage: Eukaryota; Metazoa; Chordata; Actinopteri; Cypriniformes; Leuciscidae.
ACAAUGAACACCAGCGGGCCUGUGGAGUAUUUCAUCCUGGAUGGACUGAAGGACAGAUUCGUGCUGCCUAUUUUCUUCACCGUCUAUGUUUCAGUUCUGUGUGGAAACGGCAUGAUCAUUUACCUUGUUAGAACCGACCCCAAACUCAACACUCCGAUGUAUUUUUUCCUUCAUAAUUUGUCCUUUACUGAUAUUGUGUUCACGUCAGUGACCAUUCCCAAAAUGUUGUCAGUGUUUCUGACUGAGGUCAAGACCAUUUCCAAAACAGGAUGCUUUGUACAGAUGUACUUUUUUCUCUCAUUUGGAGUGACAGGGCGUGCUUUGCUGACUGUGAUGGCGUUUGACCGGUACGUAGCAAUCUGUAACCCCCUGCGGUACACAACUAUCAUGACCAAGCGGCUCUGUGUCCUAUUGAUAUUUGCUGCUUGGGGUUUUGGGUUCGUUAUGGUGCUGCCCGCAGCUGUUUGGGCGACUCUGCUGCCUUACUGCCGGUCUAAUGUUGUCAGGCACUUAUUUUGCGAUCACUCCUCAGUUGUGGUCCUUGCCUGUGUAGACACCACCAGGAAUGGCAUUUUGUCCUUAACAAACGCACUCUUUGCACUUCUUAGUACAUUUCUUUUCAUCUUAAUUACGUAUAUCUGUAUUGGCAAAGCUAUGAGGAAAAUGAGCAAGGCACAGCAGCUCAAAGUUGCGGGCACUUGUGUGUCCCAUCUGACCGUGGUGUGCAUCUCGUACGUUUCAGCCGCCUUUGUGUAUAUCUCAUAUCGAGUGGGUAAAUUUGACCCAGAUGUUCGUAUAGUAAUCGCUGUGCUGUACUCUGUACUCACACCCCUGUUGAACCCCAUCAUUUACAGCUUGAGGAAUAAAGAAUUGCAAAAUGCAGUGAAGAGAGCGUUUUGUAAAUGCACGAGUGCUUCUAAAACCUCCAGAAAAACAGUUCCUACUGUUGCUUUCUGCGUUCAUUCUGCUGUUCGUUGACAACAGUUCAGUUUAAUCUGUUAAAAAGUGUAAAUAUGUGUGAAACAAGCUAGAUUCAAGUUCCAAUGUAUGAUAAACCUGGUUAUUGUGCAUUUCUGAAAACAAAACUGGACAUUUCUUUCACUCCAUUGUAUUUUCAGUAGUGUGAGAAAUCAAUAGCCUUAUUUGUAGUGAUAUAACAAAUUGCUUUUCUUUUCAUUUAGGAUAUUAUAUUUGUAUCCAUUACUCCAAUCAUAAAAAUUGUCAAGGUGAUUUCAGAUUAUAAUGUCUAAUAUGUUUUAGGAUUGUUAAAGCUGUAUGCUUCAUUUGGAAUUUUGCUGCAGUAAUUACAAUAAAAAAAGCAACCGUCUUGUAA